AUAUUUUUAUUUUAAAUUUUGAAACCUGCGAAGGUGGUUCAGCUACUUUAUAUGGUGAGCUGUUAGCUUCUGAAUUUUCCCUUAGGGGAAAUAAAAUUUUCUCACAAUACAUAAUAUAACAAAAUAUUUUGUUAGUUUAUUGUAUUUGUAUUAUUAAACUAAGCCUGAGAGUAAAGUUGUCAAAUGAAUGAAGUACCACUUGCCUCUUGACUGUAGUGGAGUACAAGUAUAAAGUAGAAGAUAAAAGAUAAGUACAAGUACUUCAAAAUUGUACAUAAGUAUAGUACUUAAUAAAUGCAUUUCCUCAUUUAGCCACUGCUGAGCAGUCGACUUUCAGUCGAUUAUCUAUAGCUUCUUGAAUCCUUGAAUACAUGAAGAAAGAAAUGAGAAAAGUUAUUUUGAAAACAAGAAGUGCUUCUUUCCGGUUAGUUUCGUUUGUCACAGUAACUUCGUGUAGCUUCCAUGGCUGUAUUAAGUCCAGCCAGAGCGGCGCCGCUAGGUAGCUAACUAGCUAGCUAAGAAGACAGCAACUAUUUAAACUUUGUUUUCAUCUUAGGAUCCAACUGCUGCGGGCUUUUCUAAGCUCAGCUGUAAAUGGAAAUAAAUGCUACUUCGUAAUGUCAUUACGUCCUCGAUGAGCUAGUGCAGUCAUCAUAUAAAUAAUAACUUAGGUAACUGGAGUGUUACAAUCUCUGGUUCAUCAGGACGGAGACAGAAACGUUGUGAUUGUUGGUUUUUGCUGAUAAACUAAUCUGGAUUUGCUCAGCUGUAACGUACAGCACAACAGUAACAUGGCAAUCUUCUAACCUUUACUCCUGACGCUUAGAGGUUUCUGGUCAUAGCACCUGCGGCUGAAUUGGAUUUUAUCAACAUUGUAAAGAUCAAGACCACUCUGCUUCGACUUCCUGAUUAUGUGAAACACCGUCAACAGCCUAUUCUCGGAAAUUGCAGAAACAGAAGUCAAGAUGUCCAUCACGAACACACCUACCAGCAAUGAUGCCUGCCUGAGCAUUGUGCACAGCCUGAUGUGUCACAGACAGGGUGGUGAGAGCGAGACGUUUGCCAAACGGGCCAUUGAGAGCCUGGUGAAAAAGCUGAAGGAGAAGAAAGACGAGCUGGAUUCUCUCAUCACAGCUAUCACCACCAAUGGAGCCCAUCCCAGCAAGUGUGUGACCAUUCAGAGGACACUUGAUGGACGGCUGCAGGUGGCAGGACGUAAAGGGUUCCCUCAUGUAAUCUAUGCCCGGUUGUGGCGGUGGCCUGACCUGCAUAAGAAUGAGCUCAAACACGUCAAAUACUGCCAGUUUGCCUUUGACCUCAAGUGUGACAAUGUUUGUGUCAACCCUUAUCACUAUGAGAGAGUGGUGUCUCCUGGCAUAGAUUUGUCAGCACUUACACUGACCCCUUCUGCACCCAGCUCGGCAAUGAUAGUUAAGGAUGAGUAUGAUUUUGAUGGACCACAGAAUCUGCCCUCCAUCGAAGGAGGGCACUCCAUCCAGACCAUCCAGCAUCCCCCAUCUGGCAGCCGCUCAGCCCCCUCAGAAUCAUUUGUGACCCCUAACUUGCUCCCACCUGCUGAGGCCUCCACCUCUGCCUCAACAUCAUCCUUCAAUGCCAUCGCCGCGGGAUCAGGCAGUGCCAGCUCAACCUGGUCAAGGAAUAGCAGCUUCACCCCCAACAUACCCCACCACACCAACGGUCAUCUACAGCACCACCCUCCUAUGCCACAUCCAGCACAUUAUUGGCCUGUGCAUAAUGAACUUGCCUUUCAGCCUCCUAUAUCCAAUCAUCCAGCCCCUGACUACUGGUGCUCCAUUGCCUAUUUUGAGAUGGAUGUUCAAGUCGGAGAGACGUUUAAGGUGCCCUCCUCUUGCCCCAUAGUUACAGUGGACGGAUAUGUCGACCCCUCAGGAGGAGACAGGUUCUGUUUGGGCCAGCUCAGUAAUGUACAUCGCACUGAGGCUAUUGAGAGAGCAAGGCUUCACAUUGGCAAAGGGGUUCAGCUUGAGUGUAAAGGCGAGGGAGACGUGUGGGUGCGAUGCCUCAGCGACCACGCCGUGUUUGUUCAGAGUUACUACCUGGACAGAGAGGCGGGCCGAGCCCCUGGAGACGCUGUUCACAAAAUCUACCCCAGUGCUUACAUCAAGGUGUUUGAUCUUCGUCAGUGCCACAGACAGAUGCAACAGCAAGCUGCUACAGCUCAAGCAGCAGCUGCAGCCCAAGCAGCUGCUGUGGCUGGAAAUAUACCCGGACCCGGAUCAGUGGGAGGGAUAGCCCCGGCCAUUAGUCUGUCAGCGGCAGCCGGUAUCGGGGUAGAUGACCUCCGGAGGCUGUGCAUUCUCAGGAUGAGUUUUGUUAAGGGCUGGGGGCCCGACUACCCCCGCCAGAGCAUCAAGGAGACCCCCUGCUGGAUCGAGAUCCACCUGCACAGAGCUCUGCAGUUACUGGACGAGGUUCUGCACACUAUGCCUAUAGCAGACCCACAACCUCUGGACUGAGAUCUUCAAAGGAGCAGCAUCACACUGCAACAUGCAGCAGAAAUGAAAGUCUUCCUAAGUGAACUGUUUUGCAUGGAGAAGCCAGUGGAACAGGAACUGAAGCUGCUCCACAUGGAAAAAAAAAGGUGUGUUUCGAAGCACCCUUGUGCACUGUGGCCUCUGCUUUUAUUUUUUAAGAAAGGGUGACACUAAAAUGAGCCAAAGCCAUAUAUUAAAGAUAUGUUAUUCUAUGUUUUUGAUAGAUGGCUUUGCUUUAUGAUGACUGGAAUGAUGGAAUGUAGGACUGGAAAGAAAAAUCACACACAUCUACAGUUACAAAACAUCACAACAUGUACAUAGAUGACCUGCAGAUCCCAUUGAAACCAGAAUGCGUCCCGGUGGAGUGUAUGACCAACGACUGACAGACACUCGACUUGCUGAACCUUACAAAGAUGUCGGAGUGCUGUUCAUCUGUGGGAUGGCAUGCUGUGUGAAGAGGCUCUCAUACCCAGCACUAGAGUACUACUGGUUUUCUUUGGUGUCAAAUUUCAUUCAAGCUGUUAACAGGGAGAUGACUUCCUGGAAAGACAAGUAAGUUCAGUCAACCUGUUUUGCUGAGUAGAAAAGCAGCAGCACUCUGAACGGCGAGGAUCACUGCUGGAGAGGAUCCGGGACCACAGAGCUGGAUCCUUUCAUGCGGGACAUUCAUGCUAUCCACAGAUAUCUCAGAGAAUGAAAUGAUAUGCACCAAGCCUAAAGCCAACUCUCAACCUCUGAACUGAAGCAAGAUCGAGUCAAUGGACUGUUCUAGGUCAGGUAUUGUCAGACUACGGGUUUGGGCCUUGAAAACAUUGAGGCUUGGUUGGUGUCUGCUGACAAGACCCCUUCCCACAAGUUUGGACUAAAGGUGAAGCCCCUAGUUGAGGUUUAGGACCAGAUGAUGGUGUCCUCCUCCAUGUGUCACAGCUACACUAAUGUAGUUUUUUUGGGUGGUGUCGUGACAUGACAUACAAAGUUGAAUUACCUUUUUAAGACACAACGGUUCAGAUUUCACUGAGUUACUGUGAUUGUGACUGUGAACAGUUCACUCAAAUAACCACAGAUGAUGACAAGAUGCUCAUAUUAGUCAUCAUUCAUGACUGGUCACUUCCCACCUUGGUCGCCCACCCAUCUGAUUCAGGUAUGUUUUGGAGAACGCCCUCUUUUAUGCUGCCGCAAAGGAUGAAUCUCAAACGCCUCCUGCAAACUGUUUGCCUUCUCUUACUUUAAUGCUGGGAGAAAAAUAGGAAACAGCUUUUGGUUCAGGAGGAUUGAAUUAAGAAAGCAGAGACGAGGCAGAUAGUUGGUGUUAGAUGUCCGAGAUUUAAUCCCAGUACAAUUAACAGGGUUUAUCAAGGUUUUGGCAAACCAAAGUAGUAAUUGCUUAGAGAUGUUCUGUGAGUCUAGCAUGAUUGUGAGUCAGCUGUUGGACUUUGGCCCAGUUUGGUUUUAAUUGUCAAAGUUUAAUGUAAUCAUCACGAUUAUAUCAGUUUUUGUCUCCAAGCAGGGUGCAAAAUUACUUUUUUUUUUUUUUUUUUGUCCACCGACCAAAUGGCUGGUGCUGAUUUUGUGCCCUGUCUCCAAGCAUACCCACAAGUGUCUUCUCUAGGCGAGAAUCAUUGUACUUCCAUAUCUUAUUACUUGCACGCAUUUAUGUACUGCCUGAUCCAGGUCUCUUGUGUAUAGUUUACUGACAAAGAUAAGAGGAGUUUCCCAGCAAUAUUGAUAGAUUUUCUUGGUUUUAUUUUUGUUACUUAUGUUGAUUUGUAUUAUAUUUUUAGCACUUUAAUUGUUUUUUUUUUGUUUUGUUUUAAUCCUGUAACCUUUGAGACGGUUGUCCUGCAAAAUGAAUAAGCGAGUGAGUAGGCAGGCUUUUAUUUUAUGUAGGAUUGUGAGCAGAGGCAACAUUGUGAUGCAUUUGUAUUGAAAACAUGCAACACUCAAGUCACCUUUUUAAAGUCUGCUUUUGCCCUUUCACUUAGUAGGCAUUUAUAUACACAUCUGUAGGGUUUCUUUUGGCUGUUGCAAGGUUGUUGUUUUUUUCUUUUUGAUUGUUUUUUUUCUUUUGUUUUCUUUUUAACCCAUGUAAAUAUCUUUGCUUUUGAAAUGCAUGUCAAUGUUUGCAUGAAUUUUAAUGGAAAAUGGAACCUUUCAUCUCCUACCCCCCUUUUUAAAUAGAGUACUUCACUUGCCCUACAUUGCGCAGGGGAACUGGACUGUCUGAGGAGAGGAGAAAUCAGCACCUGCUGUGUACUCGUGUGUUCUGUGUUGUUGUCAAACAGCAGGAAAGGCACACAGAAGAGAAUCUCGCAGUAAUAACUUCUAUAAAUGAUCCAGUUAUAUGAAACUCAUCAUUUUAGCAGCCAGUGCUGAUAAAGAAGGCAACUUGUCUCCCGAGACUGAAUUUUGUAUUAAUGCAUUAACUCAUCGGUUAUUGGAAUACAAGCGUGAUAUUUUCUCUGUGGCACAUGUGAUAACAGGUGAAGGUAAUUUGAACUGCAGAAAUAGUUUGAUUUCCACAUGCCUCCCCCACUGCAUGAAACACUUUCUGUUACUCUGUUUUUAAAAGCAUUUGUUUUUGAUCACACAUGUUAAUAAGGAAUCAGAUUUCAUUCACUCACAAACAUUUGUUGCUUGGUUAUUUUUCUCACUUAAAACCACCAUAUGGUAUAAUUUUAUUUCUUGGUCAUCUGUUAGCAUGACAAGAAUU
Molecule: messenger RNA, 5226 nt
Organism: Scatophagus argus
Lineage: Eukaryota; Metazoa; Chordata; Actinopteri; Scatophagidae
Product: mothers against decapentaplegic homolog 4
Exons: 10
Coding region: 966-2498 (510 amino acids)
Biological process (GO): BMP signaling pathway; transforming growth factor beta receptor signaling pathway; regulation of transcription by RNA polymerase II
Cellular component (GO): heteromeric SMAD protein complex
Molecular function (GO): RNA polymerase II cis-regulatory region sequence-specific DNA binding; DNA-binding transcription factor activity, RNA polymerase II-specific; I-SMAD binding
Source: RefSeq, a predicted model, not a curated record